ACUCUAGAAAAAAGUCUAAUUAAUGAUUUAAAAUUGAUUGUUGAGGCGUGAGGCGGGCGGGCGGCCGGCCGGCUACCACGCGCAUGCGCGCCGCGUGCAGCCUCCGCUCUCACCCUCAUCUUCAGUGCAACCACACUUCCCUACCACGCGCCCGCGACCAUCCACGCGCUACACAUAUUAUGCACUAAACUACAACUUACGUCAUCUUACAGAAACAAUAGACAAUCACUAAUGACAAACAUGACAACACAAUGCGAGAUGGACACCGUUGAACCUAUCAUAUGUUAUUGUUUUUAUGACCCCGUACAUGUGAAGUGGUGAAUCAUUUCUUGAUCAGGUGAGAGCAUGACGUCGCUUCAACCGACAUGUUUGAGCGGAAUACGCUUGCGGUGUCUAUUCCUGCUAGCCGUGGUCUUCGGCGUCACCUUCAUGACCGUAUCGCUCUGCCGCGAGCCCGAGUUCGUGUCCCUCGACGGCGAGCUGCUCCGCCCCGGCCACUACUACGAGCUCGACUCCGACAGCCGGUUCACUAUCAAUACCAACGGCUGCACGAUACCUGCGCUGCGCCCGUUCGAUGACAACAUCAAGAAAUUUAUUGAACCCCCGAGGCGCUUAAAAAAAUGUGUGCAUAUGCACACUUCCCUCCUAGCCAACAACGCCACACACAUAUGGAUCAACAAUAAUAACUUACAACACUAUAACUUGUCUAAGGAUUUCAAUAUUUCGUGUUGCUACAAGGCCUUCUACCGACCCAACGCGAUCACGGACAUCACGUCAUACCACGUCGACGACCGCGUCAAGUACCACGAUUGUAUCGAGUUCUUUGAUAUAAUAGAAGCGCUGGAUGAAUUUGUUAGAGUGUCCUGUUACGACAACAUGGGUGAAAAGGAUUCACUAUUAUUUGAAGAUUUUUUUAUAUUUGCUCCAAAGAAACUCCUGAUUUCGGAUAAUAUAAACAACGUACAGAUCAUGCAAAAUCAGCCAGCGUAUAACGUGAUUAUUUUAGGCAUUGAUUCAGUAUCGAGGUUGAAUUUCUACAGAACAAUGCCAAGGACAUUAGAGUUCCUUAGGAAUAAAGGGGCAAUUGAAUUAUUUGGCUAUAAUAAAAUUGGUGACAAUACUUUUCCAAACCUCGCCGCGAUGCUACUGGGUGUCAAAGACACGGAGUUAAAACGGAUGUGUUGGCCAAGUCCAAGACAUACAUUCGACAACUGUCCAUUCGUUUGGGACUGGUACAAAGAGAACGGGUUCUACACAGCGUUCGGCGAGGACAGCGCCUACCUCGGCACCUUCAAUUUCGUGCGGCACGGCUUCGCCGCCACGCCCACCGACUACUAUCUGCACACCUUCAUACGCGAGGCCGAGAUGCACGUAGGGAAUAUCAAAGAUUUCAAUUCCUACAUAUGCAUGGGGAAUAAGUACGCAUAUAAGGUUUUAUUAGAUUAUGUCGAAAGCCUAACGAGAACUUUACGGUCUUCCAAAUUAUUUGGAUUUUUUUGGGAAGUGACUAUGAGCCACGAUUUUUUAAACAACCCGAGGUCUAUGGACAUUAAUUACGAAAACUUUUUAAAGAAGCUUGACGAAUCUAAAUAUUUAGACGAUACUGUUAUUAUCAUGUUAAGUGACCAUGGUAUAAGAUGGGGUAAUUUCAGGUUAACGAAACAAGGCCGGCUAGAGGAACGUUUGCCUUUCGUGCAUAUCCUACUGCCUCCGUCGUUCCAAAGGAAUUAUAGUUUGGCAUAUCAUAAUAUAAAACUUAAUAGUAAGCAUUUGACAACACCAUUUGAUAUGUAUGCAACUAUAUCGGACUUGGCAAACUUAGAGUCUAUUAGAAAUGAGAAAAUUUCGGCUAGAUAUAAACAGAAGUAUGCUGAUAACCGAAGUAUAAGCCUGUUCCUGCCUAUACCAAAAAAUCGGACGUGCAAGACGGCCGGAAUAGAUGACCACUGGUGUACGUGUCACAAAGACCGGUCGCUGUCUGUAGAAAGCGAUGAAGCGAAGAAUGCUGCACAGUUUAUUGUGGCGCAUAUGAAUGAGUUGCUAAUUGGACAUCCGGAAUGUGCGCGCCUUUCGCUGGCUAACAUAGUGGACGUGCGAGAAAUGGAGGCGGGCACGCCGGCAGCGGAUGAGGAGGGGUGGCGGGAGUUGCUGGUGCUGGUGCGGACGGCGCCCGGCGGCGGCGUGUUCGAGGCCACGCUCCGACGCAGCGUGCGCGGCGCCGGCGUCGACACCACCACCGAGGACGCCGCCGCCGACUGGGCGCUCGCCGGCUCCGUGAGCAGACUCAACCUCUACGGCAAUCAGAGCCACUGCGUUAACAGUUACAUUCUAAAACUAUAUUGUGUUUGCUUGACUGAAACUAUUACUUUUUAGUAGAAAAUGUAAGUGCUGUGAUAUUAUUACUAGUAUGCUACAUGUUCAUUCCAUAUAACAUUAGAAAAAUGUUGUAUCCUAGAUAUCAUAGGAAAUGCAAUAUGACACCUAGGUAGGUACCUAUUUCUGUACUAAGAUAGAUUUUUAAUAUGGGUUCCCAGUUUUCACUACGCAACCCUAAAAAUCGGACUUUUCCUCUACAAUCUACAGUUUAGUAAAUUUUGGGCAGUUAACGUACUUACGAUACUCAUACUUACGAUACUCAAACUUACCCGUAUUUUCCUUUGAACAAUUUAAUCAAUUAAAUUGUAGAAGAAUGAAGGCUCAAUCAGGACUUCAAAUGUAGGUGUCUAGUCUAUAUUGUAUAUCAUUUUGAAAUUAUAUAUGUGACUACAAUGCACAGGUAGGUACAGAUAUUAUGUAGUGCAUAAUUAUUUUCCAUCGUAUUUUCACGGAAAUUUACGAACGUUUAUUGCUAUUUCUGUCUGUCUCCGUACAAAAAAAAAAGUACUGUCAUUGACUAAACUAGCAUGACAAAUACGAACGAAAACAAUUAUAGACUACAUCUGUAGGUACCUACCUGCCCAGUAGGGCUAAGAUGGUCGGCUCUUUAUCAUUUGUUACCAUGGCUGUCACGUUCUAACAAGUAUGUAAGCGCGAAAGUGACGGGUAUAGUGACAAGUGAUAAAAAUGGAACCAUGGUGCCACCACAGGUAUCUUUUUCUCUGUUAAAAAUAAUAUUAUAUUACGAUGACGACGAAUGUUUACAUAUCUAUCUUAAAUUAAUACUCAAUUAAGUACAGUGAAAUUCGUGAAUAUGUUUAUUGUUAUGGAAUAUCCACCUGAUAUUAAAUGCAAGCAAUUAGGUAUACUAAUAUUAUUAGUCGCCUAAAUAUCUUGGUACCUAUGUAUACGAAGAUACUUACUUAUGUCCGUUUCAUCUAAAUGCAGGUUUAAACUAUACCGAAAUAAACAUCCAGUCCUCGACAUAAAUAAAAUUACGCCAAAUUUCAAUCUACUUUCAAAUUAAUUUUGGUAAUUUUUCUUGAUCCUAUUAAUAUAUUUUAAUUAUGUAACUUUUUCGUUUUAAGGAACUUUUUUAAGACUGUUUUCCACAUAUCAAAAUUAUAUCACACAUUUAUUAUCCAAUAAGCGUACGCUUCUUUGCUCUAAAUCACAUACAAGAGAGAGAGCGCGACAACUCUAUUGGAAUUGAUACUAAAUAGGUGUUAAUUUUAGUUUCUAGUUAGCCUUUUUUAGGGUUCCGUAGUCAACUAGGAACCCUUAUAGUUUCGCCAUGUCCGGCUGUCUGUCUGUCUGUCCGAGGCUUUGCUCCGUAGUCGUUAGUGCUAGAAAUUUGGCAUGGAUAUAUAAAUCAAUAAAGCCGACAAAGUCGUAGAAUAAAAUCUAAAUAAUAUAUUUUUUAGGGUACCUCCCCUACACGUAAAGUGGGGGUGAUUUUUUUUUGCUUCAACCCUACAGUGUGGGAUAUCGUUUGAAAGCUCUUUUAAAACUAACAGGGGUCUUCAACAAACAUUUUUUGAUAAAGUGAAUAUAUUCGGAGAUAAUCGCUCCGAAAGAAAAAAAAAUGUGUGUGUGUCCCCACUCUAACUUUUGAACCAUACGUCAAAAAAAUAUGAAAAAUAUCGUGGAAGUAGAGCUUAAGAAAGACAUUAAAUGAAAACUAUAGCGGACAUGAUCAGUUUAGCUGUUUUUGAGUUAUCGCAAAAAGUUUCCCCUUCAUAGUAAAAAGACGUACAGUUGAUCCACAGUUCAUCCCUUGGUUAAUAAUCUACUAUACUUUAAGCUCCAGUUUAGCUUCUUGUGACGGGAGAGUAACUACGGAACCCUACUCUGAGCAUGGCCCGAUAUGCUCUUGGCCGAUUUAUUUAUUAUGUCGUAUAGAUAUUUAUAAAUUGUAGCUAUAACAUUGUAUACUUGAAUAUGCGUUAAGCAUUCUGCUAUGAAGAAUUUCCGCUACAUAUCAUGGAAGUCUAUCGGCCCGAUUCGAAGAAUGAUUAAGACACGUUUAAGAUCUUGGGAAGAUCGAUAACUAAACGACAUGUCAAAAUUGACAUUUAUUUCGAUUCCACUAUGAUCCCAAUAAGAUCUAUCAAGAAUAUUACUAGCGUCAAAGUGACAUUGGUUGCCCGAAUCGAGCUGCUUCUGUCAAUUAUACGACAUACAAACGGUAUCUGAAAGAGAACUUAUCUAAACCAGAACUUAUCGUUAUCGUAUCUCAUUCUGCGAAUCGGGCCGUAUAUUUUGAUUGUAAUGAGUACGCGCCACGAGGUGCUACGCCGCGUAGCCUCAGGAUUGGUGCGUAGAAUAUGCUGUAGGGCUAAAAUUAUUUCCUGUAACAUUAGCAAUGGCACUACAUAAGUACAUACGUCAUAGAUCAUUUUUGACUUUUAUAUAUGUAUAGGUACUUAUGUAUGAUUUUUGUACUAUUAUUUAAUAAUACUACAAUAUAAUUUUUCGUUGUAGUAUUUUCCAAAAUUAAUAGUUACAAAAAUAUGCCGAAUAAGGUAUUAUAUUAGAUAUUAAGUGAUAUUAAAUGACUAUGUUUUCUCUUUAAUUGUAAUUUUUAUAGAAAAUCUUAACACAAGAUAUGGCCAUUGAAUCUAGUGCUAUUUGGAAUGAAAUAUCAGUUUUGCCUAAUAGUUUAAGUGCGUUCUAAAACGAUCUAUUUUUGCUCAAAGGUUCUAUUUCUUCAAGUGUAGGUACUACGUUUAUAGGGUACGUAAUCAAUAAGGCUAGGAAGGAUUUCUCAGUCUCUUUAUAAUCGGCUGUCCCAACGUUCCAUGAAAUUCGUAAUACCAAAGAUUCGACUCCGUAUAAGAUAAAGAAAAAAAACGUGCCUCGCAAAAUCAAGAAAAAAAUAUGCUCGAAUAGAUGGCGAUAUACCUUUGGCCUAUACUCGAGUAGAUGGCUACACCGUUUGAUCUCGGUUGUUCGACUAAGCACCCUCCGUUGAAUUACUGAGUCACGUGGUUUUUUGUUUAAGUACAUUAUUUUAAACUCCAUUAUUUGAAUAGAUAGUGAUAAAGCCUCGUGUUGUAAACCAUAUAAAUGGUGAUCAUCAUGUAGGUACAAAAACCUAAAUAAUUAUACUACAUCAAAAAUUAACACUAAUAAUGUUCAUGACAUGACAAUCUUAUGUUAUUGUUAAAUUGCAAAUCCAUGUCUGGAUCCUCUUCCAUGAACUACGUUUUUCCUUGUAGCACCCACAAAAUCUCACUUUCGUUAUCUGCUUCUCUAUCGCUCUUGCAUAUUCGAGCGAUAGAGAGGCAGGUAAGGACAUUUUGAUUUUCCUUUUUCGUGGUAGAGAGCCCAGAGGCUAGAAUGUGGGAUUCUGGUAGUUCUACCUACUAAGUCUUCCAAAAAAUAUAUUACAUAAUAAUCGUAAUUAACGGCUUUAUAAUCUCAAGAUUUUAAGCAAGAAUGAUCUUUUAGUCGUGUUGUUAGGAAUGAUGUGUCCCGUAAAAAGGCCUACUCAAUGAAAUAUGAGUGAUCUAUUCUAUAUAACGAGUAUAUCUAUCGACAUAUAUCUCAUACCUAUGUAUAAAUAUAAAUAAAUAUAUUGAGGUUUUAGUACUUAACUUGCGUUUCCGUAAUUUAUGAGUUUGCGUGGAAAUAUUAAGGGAGAUAGCUGGAUCAGUACCACUAACCACUACCACCAGCUUUGACAUUAAAAUAUUCGCUCACGUCUACGUAGCUUACUUUCUAUCCAUCUUGCUCGUACUAGUCGUACUUGCAUAUUUGUGCAAUUGAGAUGUAUAUAUAGAAAGUAGCUAAUUUACGUAGAUGUGAGCGAAUAUGUCAAUGUCAAAACUAGUGGUAGCCGUACUGUACUAAUUUGUAUGUGUAUGUACAUAACUAGAGGUAAUACCUACAUUAUUAUGUUAAAUAUAUACUUUUGAAAUCACGAGAAAAAUGUAUUUACAUAGGUAAAUAACGUAAAAUCUUAAAAUUAAGGUUAAAUUCAGUUUUUGUCCUAAUCCACUCUUUUGGAGCUGCUGUGCUGUCUACACUAAAUAGAGUCGAAAAGUGGUAAACCACUUUCUUGGCUGACUGUACCUCUUGCGUCUAAUGAUGGUCCCUAACAUGACAGUUCCUUGAAGUAUAUUUUCGUUGGGCUUAAUUAAAAAAUAAUUUAAGAAAUUUGUAUUUACCGUAUUUUAACAAAAAAUAAAGUGCCAAGCUUGCAAAAAAUGAUAACAAACAUUUAACGUGACAUCUGCUCCAUAUAAAAAUGAACCAUCAUUCCACGUUUUAUUAAAAAGAAAAAUAAUGUUAUAGCGCUGUUUUCCUAAAACUUGCCACAUUUUAUUACUGCUAUGCCCCUAGGUGUGCUUAUGUAAAAUCGACAUGAAAAUAGUCAAUGGAUUUCAACAACCCUGCAGGUGUUUCAGCCUUCGUUUAACUACAAAAUCAUUCACAUAACAAAAUCUUGUUGAAUUAUACCUAAGAAUGCCUAUAAAAUUAGGUAGUAGGUACCUAUUACUAAGUACAGUUUGCCAAUCUUGUCACAGUUAGGUACAACUUAAACAAUAAAUGAUCAAACAGU
Cydia pomonella (codling moth) is the source of this 6943-nucleotide messenger RNA. RefSeq lists its product as uncharacterized. The transcript is spliced from 2 exons. NCBI's taxonomy places the organism in Eukaryota, Metazoa, Arthropoda, Insecta, Lepidoptera, Tortricidae. The record is from RefSeq and is a predicted model, not a curated record. The coding region runs from base 346 to 2373 and encodes 675 amino acids.